AUGGCUUCAUCCAUCGCAACCAUUCUCUUCAGUUUGCCCCAAAAGAACCAAACCCGCACCUUCUUAUGCAAUCCAUCCAAAGCAUCCUUAUCACAAAACAUUCUAACCACAACCAAACUCAAACACAGGGAAAGUUUCAAAAAUUACACAACCAAUAUUACAUGCAAUGCUACGCUGUCAUCUACUGUAGACGCCACUCAGAAACAAGAAGAACAAGAGAAGACACAAAAGCCCGUGGCGGAGGUCUGGCGCAAGAUCCACGGGGAGGACAACUGGGCCGGGCUUCUUGAGCCCAUGGACCCUGUAAUGAGGGCCGAGCUUACCCGCUACGGUGAGAUGGCCCAGGCCUGCUACGACGCCUUCGACUUCGACCCCUACUCCAAAUACUGCGGCAGCUGCAGGUUCCCCUUACCUGAAUUCUUCGAAUCCCUGGACAUGGCGCAGGUGGGAUACACCAUGACUCGUUACCUCUACGCGACGGCGAACAUCAACCUCCCAAACUUCUUCCGCAAGUCGAGGUGGCCCCACCGGAUGUGGAGCAAGCAUGCGAACUGGGCUGGCUUCAUCGCGGUGUCGGACGAUGAGACAAGCAGGCGUCUGGGGCGGAGGGACAUCACGAUCUCGUGGCGAGGGACCGUGACGCACGUGGAGUGGGUGACCGACCUCAUGAAUUUCCUGAAACCGAUCUCCCCGGACAUACCCUGUUCCGACAAGGGCGUAAAGGUGGAAGCUGGUUUCUUAGAUCUGUACACGGACAAGGAAACGGAGUGUGGGUAUUGUAAGUACUCGGCGAGGGAACAGGUUCUCGGGGAGGUGAAGCGGUUGAUGGAGGUUUAUUCGGAUGAAGAGGUGAGUAUUACGAUAACGGGACAUAGUCUAGGGAGUGCAAUGGCGAUACUGAGUGCUUUUGAUAUUGUGGAAAGUGGGGUGAGCGUGGGAAAGGGUGGGAGAAAAGCGCAUGUGUCUGUGUUUUCGUUUUCGGGGCCGAGGGUGGGGAAUGUAAGGUUCAAGAAGAGGUUGGAGGGGGAGUUGGGGAUAAAGGUGCUGAGGGUGCAUAAUAAGCAUGACAUGGUCCCGCAGUCGCCGGGGUUCUUCUUCAACGAGGGGUCGCCGCCAUGGGUGGUGAAGCUGGUGGAGUGGUUGCCCUGGUGUUAUUUGCACGUUGGGGUGGAGUUGGAGUUGGAUCAUAAGAAAUCGCCUUUCUUGAACCCUAAUGGGGAUGCUUCCUGCGCGCAUAACUUGGAGGCUCACCUGCACUUGCUCGAUGGAUACCAUGGAAAGAAUGGAGGAUUUGAGAGAACGAGUGAGAGGGACCUGGCUUUGGUGAACAAGGACUGUGACUUCUUGAAAGAUGAGCAUUCGGUGCCACCGCGGUGGAGGCAAGACCUGAACAAGGGCAUGAUCAAGACUGAAGAUGGAGUGUGGGUGCUGCCUGAGCGUCCCUUAUCUCAAGAUCCCCAUCAAGACAUCGAUCCCCAUCUCCAGGAACUAGCUCUCCCUUCUUCCAACAAAUCAAUCAAUCCAUCAAAGACAAGUACGUGA
Molecule: messenger RNA, 1542 nt
Organism: Sphenostylis stenocarpa
Lineage: Eukaryota; Viridiplantae; Streptophyta; Magnoliopsida; Fabales; Fabaceae
Source: the annotation of a GenBank genome assembly